CCGCGGAGGAGCCGCGGUGCGUAAUUCCUCCGUGCGUAACGGCCGCGCCAUGCGCCCCGUGCGGCCCCUGCACCCCUGACCCCGGACCCGGGACCCCCCACACCUGACCUCGAGCCCCGGCCCCUCGGGGCCGCGCAUGCCCCCCCCGGGACAGCAUGAAGACGCCGCGCCGGCGCCGCGCGCUGCUGUCGGUGUUCCUGAACCUGCUGGCGCUGCUUUUCUCCUGCACCGCCCUCUGCACCACCUACUGGUGCGUGGGAACGCAGCGCGUUCCCAAGCCGCGCUGCGGGCCCGCGCGCCGCCGCGACUGCAUCGACUACGGCGGGAACGGGAGCGGGAACGAGACGGACAGCGCGGUGCAUUACAGCUGGGAGACCGGGGACGACCGCUUCCUGUUCCGCCGCUUCCACACCGGAGUCUGGGCCUCCUGCGAGGAGGACGUGCUGGACGGAGGUGAGAAGUGCAGGAGUUUCAUUGAUUUGGCUCCGGCGUCAGAGAGAGGGGUGUUGUGGUUGUCUGUGGUCUCUGAGCUGCUCUACAUCCUGCUGCUGCUCGUCGGUUUCACCCUCAUGUGUCUGGAACUGUUCCACUCCAGCAACGUCAUCGACGCGCUGAAGCUCAACGCCUUCGCUGCCGUUUUCACCGUGCUGUCAGGUCUUCUCGGCAUGGUGGCACACAUGAUGUACACCCAGGUUUUCCAGAUCACCGUCAGUUUGGGUCCUGAAGACUGGAGACCGCACAGCUGGGACUACGGCUGGUCCUUCUGCCUGGCGUGGGGCUCGUUCACCUGCUGCAUGGCCGCCUCCGUCACCACCCUCAACUCCUACACCAAGACGGUGAUCGAGUUCCGGCACAAGCGGAAGCUUUUCGAGCAGGAGCUCCGGGACGAGCGGAGCUUCCGCUUCCUGGACCGGGACGCUCUUUCCUUCCACUACUUCCGGGACUCCAACCUGCGGUCGGUGUCCGGAUCCGUGGAGGUUUACCCGGGUCCCGGACUGGCCCGGGGUCCAGGGGCUAGUCCGGGACCAGGACACAUGAGGGCCUCCGUGGACCUGGGGGAGGACAACGACUCUCUGGGAGAGGAGCAGUGCUGA
Cololabis saira (Pacific saury) is the source of this 1094-nucleotide messenger RNA. RefSeq names its product germ cell-specific gene 1-like protein. NCBI's taxonomy places the organism in Eukaryota, Metazoa, Chordata, Actinopteri, Beloniformes, Belonidae. The transcript is spliced from 6 exons. The coding region runs from base 156 to 1094 and encodes 312 amino acids. Gene Ontology annotation, cellular component: plasma membrane. The record is from RefSeq and is a predicted model, not a curated record.